AUGGUGCCAUGGUCUAGCAGAUUAUUCAUACUGAAAGUGAAAGCUGAGGUCCAUUACUACAAGGAGGGCACACCAGAGGAGAAGACCUACUGCAUAGAAUUAUGGGAUGUUAGAGGAUCUGUGGGCUGUGCCAGCAGUCUGAGCACCAGAGUGGUUUUCUACAACUCUGUCAAUGGAAUUGUAUUUGUUCACGACUUGACAAACAAGAAAUCCAACCAGAACCUGCAACGCUGGUCACUAGAGGCCUUGAACAAAGACUCCUCCCCAACAGGGGUAAUUGUCUCCUCCAAUGAUUACGACAGAGAGCAGUUUGCUGAUAGCUCCGUGCCUUUUCUCCUGAUAGUCACCAAGUUUGAUCAGAUCCCAGAGAACAAGAGGAAUGAUGUUCUCACCAGGACAGCUUUCCUGUCUGAAGACUUCAAUGCUGAGGAGAUCAGCCUGGUCAUAGAGAAGAGAUACUUCACAAGAGACCCAAGUCAAAUGACAGGUUUCACAGAGAGGAAACGCUUCAACUUCAAAAGCCCCCACUAUGGCUGAGAGGAACACCACAGGUCUCUGUGGUUUCAGCAUGCCUCUGUGCAGUCUCUCACUCAACAAGUCAACUUCCCUUUGUUUCUCUUUCUCUCUCGCUCUCUCUCUCCCGCUCUCUCUCAAUGACAUUUCUGUGUAAAUACUUCACCAGUUAAUUUUUUUGGACUGCAAUAGAGUGGGCACCUAAAUAGUGGAAGGCAUCCUGGGUAUGCUUGGGGAAAUUUUGGUUCAAAUGCACACAGCAUAGUUAUAGGAAUUGAUUUAUUAAAUAAGUUGUUUUUUUAUACUUUCAACAAAUGUAAUUUAUGUAAUUGUUAUCUUAAAUAUUUGUUUGCUAUGUUCGCAAAUGGAUUGUACAUUGUGUGCAUCCCAUUUUAACAUGUAAAAUAAUAACAAACAUGACACAGUAAAGAUGUAUUCAGUGUUUACAUUUAUUUUCCAAUACUAAUUGCUAAAAAAAACAUUUGUGUAAAAUUGAGACAACAUUAAUCCUGGACACUAAGGUAUUUUCGUCUACACAUGGGUGUCCUUGGGAUGAUCACAUUCCUUGGAAGAAGUAAGAGCAUCCCUGGGUCCAAGCAUGGGAUGCUUCCUGUGGUAUUGUUGAAUAGGACCCGUCCUUAGUGCUUGUCAAUUAUUGGUCUAAGAGUUUGACCACCCAUUCCGGGAAAUUAAAGCGACUAGAAGAAAACCAGUGUGGAUGAGCAUACAAGGUGUGUGUGCCCUGCUGUAAACUGUGUAGACUUAGGGUGUGUGCUAUGAAUCACUCUGUUUUACAAGUACAGGAACAGAUACUAGAUUAGAUUAGAUGACCUGUAUUGUCUACUUAGGUAAAUAAAUACGUUCUUAUGGUCAGCACUCAGCACAGAGUCGACUCACAUAAUGCAGUCAGAUCCAAACAGAUACAAACAAAUCAGAGAGAGGGUCAAAACAGAAGGUCCAGGGCAAGGUAGCACGUCCGGUGAACAGGUCAGGGUUCCAUAGCCGCAGACAAAACAGCAGAAACUGGAUCACCAACACGACCAGGUGGAAUUGGAACGGGGACAGCCAGCUACCACCCAGGACACCAUCGCGGCCCGUGGAAAAUUAUUUUUCGUAGGCCCUCCUACAACUAAAUAGUCAGAGGAUAAUCAAGUCCUUAUCAAAAAAAGUCUUAUCAAUUUGGUUCAUAGGCUAAUGAUUUACCUCAAUCGUGAUCAAAUGAUCAAACACUUUCACUUUUACAGUAUAUGCGUUCUAUAAAAGCUGCAAGAUUUGAGCUGUAGACCACUAUACAAGAAGAGCCUGAAACAACUCAAACAAUUCAGCAAGCAACCUGCCUGCCCGAAAGCAUCCAUUCCUUAAAGAUACCGGCUCAAAAUGAACCCAAGUGUUAGAGAGUUCUGGUUCCAGUCCGGUCCGGCCAAAAAACAGGAGACGCUUCACUCUUCAAGAACUGAGAAAAUAAAGGAUCUCCGGACUACAGUGAUGAGGGAACCAGUGUAUCUGAUUGAGGGGACUCACCAAAGAUUGCAGAAUUCAACCGCCCUCGGUUAUGUCCAGUCUGACCCAGCAGUUUCUACAGUGAUGAUGGAGGAACCAGUGUGUCGGAUUAAGAACGACAUCGCUCGUGUGUUUGAGCCCCUGGAGGAGGCUUUGAGUCAUGGAUCCUACAUUCACCCAGGGGGUUACAAAGACUUCCAUGACAACCUACAGAAGCUAACCAAGCAAUACAGAACAGAGAGAGGCAGAGGAGUUAUGAGUGAGGAACUAUUGAGAGAGUAUCUGGAUGAGAAGGCUAGAGUGGGGAAUACUAUCCUCUUGGUUGACCAGACACUCAGCAAAGAAGAACACAAAAGUGAAGUGGAGAGGGUGAAGAAGGAGGCAGCAGAACAGGCUCGGAGAGUGGCAGAAGAGCAGAUUCAGAUUCAGCAACAGCUGAUGGAAAAGAUUGAGAAAGAUCGAGAGAUCACCAAACAGGAAUAUAAACAAGUGCUGGAGGCCAGACUUAAGGAGCUGAAGGACCUAACGGAUAAAGGCUUUAAGGAAAUAGGAGAAUACAUGGAGAAAAACAAAAACAGCAUUCAAAGUAACGAUAAUCCAACUCCUCAAAAUAAUGUCUCCAAAAUGUUGGAUGGAGUUGGGACUAUUUGUUCCUUUGUUCCUGGCGUUGGCACUGCGAUUGGGGGCGGUCUUAUUGCCAGUGCCAAAGCUUUAGACUACGCAUCAGAACUCGUAAAGUAACUGUCCAGUGUUUCCAGAUUUCUAUAAAAUGUGAUCAAUUAUUUAUAAAAAUGUGAGGGAAAUAUUUUCCUUAAAAAAAAUAAAGUAAUUAGGUGUGUUUUCUGUGUUGGAAUGAUGCUGGUCUGUACAGAAACAGAAGGGUGUGAGUGUAUACCGGUCAUUGUAAAUAUUCACGCAAGUAGACCACUGAUUGGCCAGCUUAGCCAAUGAUGCAGGAUGGCAUCAUUCUCUAUGAGGAAAUAGCGUACAUUUUAAAACUGUCUGUUUGAGAUACAAAGUUUGACGUUGUUUAAAAAAAAUAUAUAUUCUCCAAUUUAUGCUUUGGCCACAAUUACGAGUAUUGGAUGAGUCAGCAACAGUAUUUCGGUAUGAGGUAACAGAAUAUGCACGAUUUCCACUGGACAGUUACUUUAAAGGGGCAACAGCCCAAAUGCAUACUGUACUUUGUAAUAGAAACAAAUAAGCUGCAAUUGGCAGGCUGAUGGCCAGGCACCACAGGCUGUGCUUGGUCAGCUGAGGGCAGGCUGAUGGCCAGGCACCACAGGCUGUGCUUGGUCAGCUGAGGGCAGGCUGAUGGCCAGGCACCACAGGCUGUGCUUGGUCAGCUGAGGGCAGGCUGAUGGCCAGGCACCACAGGCUGUGCUUGGUCAGCUGAGGGCAGGCUGAUGGCCAGGCACCACAGGCUGUGCUUGGCCAGCUGAGGGCAGGCUGAUGGCCAGGCACCACAGGAUGUUCUUGGCCAGCUGAUGGCCAGCUGAGGGCAGCUGAAGGCCAGGCACCACAGGCUGUACUUGGCCAGCUGAAGGCCAGCUGGAGGCCAGGCCCCACAGGCUGUACUUGGCCAGCUAAAGGCCAGCUGAAGGCCAGCUGAAGGCACAGGCACCUCAGGCUGUUCUUGGCCAGCUGAAGGCCAGCUGAAGCCCUUCUCAAUAAUGAGAUAGGUUGAUAUUUUGAUCCAUAGUAUUAUUAAAAAGUAACAUAAAUUCAACUGGUAAACGUUGAUUGUUAUAUGAUUAAGGGGGGAAACAUUACCUUAUGAGGGUGGUGCCUGGCCUUAAAGCCACAGUCUAAUGAAUUCUGUUUGAUUUUCCUUUUGACUUAGUCCCUUAAUUCUUCCAGCGUGUUUUCCUUUGACCUACUUUUAGAUUUUUUUACUGUAAAGUGUAUUGCAAUUUUAAAUAAAGAUUGAUUUGAUAGACAAAUGAUUUAUAAUAAUGUUAUAAUUUGUUGAUUAUAUCUAAUCCAGUAAUGAUGAGUCGAUUAUUAACUUUAGAAAUACGUUGACAAAAUAUUGCCAAAAUGUCUAAUUACCUCUAAUCACUUAAAUUACUUUAUGACAAAUAAUGUAACCUUAUUGUAAAGAAUUACCAAAUAUGAUAUCCUUUCAACAUGUAAAAGAUGACACAGUAAAGAUUUAUCAUUAGAAAAAGUUUGAUUUUAAUAAACGUUCUAACUGCAGUGAAAAGCAGUCAUUUGGGGGCACGCCAACACUGGAUAGCUACGCCGAUCUGAAUAAUACAUUUUCUAAUGUAAACAAAAUAAAAUCUGCUGAGACAUGUA
Messenger RNA from Salmo salar (Atlantic salmon), 4314 nucleotides. Its product is annotated as rab-like protein 3. NCBI's taxonomy places the organism in Eukaryota, Metazoa, Chordata, Actinopteri, Salmoniformes, Salmonidae. The record is from RefSeq and is a predicted model, not a curated record. Gene Ontology annotation, molecular function: GTP binding; GTPase activity.